AUGGAAAAGAAAGUAUAUUGUUUAAUUGGUGAAAGGUGUAAAUGUAUUAAAUAUACAGUGAACGAACAAGUGUCUGAUGUAAAUAUGAUUCGGCGUUGUUUGGAUGAAGCGCGCAGAAAUGAUCAUAUAUUGGACAUGAUGCUGUUCAAUAAAUAUAUAGUUUUACAGAAAAGGGAUAUUGAUCGAAAUAAUCAGUUUUGUGAUAUAGAAGAAGAUGAUAUUAUCGAAAAUAAGAGUGAUGUUCGAGUGGUAUUAAUUACAAUCGACGAAUCUACGCUUACAAACUUCAUUCCUUCAAAUUCAUCGACUUCUAUUGAAAUUUAUGAAGGCAGUGAAGAAAAAGAGACUGAAUUCAAAUCAGAUGUGAUUUUUGUAAAUGACACAACUGAUGUACCACCUGUUCAGGAGGAUUCUACACCGGUUGAAGCUAAUGAGGAUUUGAACAAAUCCGAGGUUAUUUUUAUAGAUAACACAUCUGACAUAACACCUGUUCAAAAGGACAUAAACCCCCCGAGUCCUGAUACUGAACCUGUGCUCCGUAGAAAAAAAUCAUCCAUCAAAAAAAAAUCUUUUCAUUCACUAGUAUCAUUACCUCCACUGACAUUAGAUUUGUACCAAAAAAUAAAAGAAGAGGGAAUAACACGCAAAAAUAGAAAAUACUUUAUUGCACACUGGGGUUCCUACUUAUGGAACGUCACAAACAAAAACCCUAAACCAAUCGAUUAUUAUAAGUUGAGUGAAAAAAUUAUUGAAAAUUACCCGAGUUUUGACAUCGGUGAAGAAAGUUAUAAUUCAUUACGGAAUUUAUUGAGUAGUUGGAUUCGGAAUCGUCGAAGAAAUAUAAAAAAAGCUAUUAUAAAUGAAAAAGAGAGACGAAGACGGAUGCAAUACCUCAUUUCUAAUGAAGACUACGAAACCAGUAUCCAAGUCGAAUUAAAAGAACUGUGAAAAAUACAUAUAAGCAGGGAAUGCAUCACAGAAAAAUAUACUGAAAAUGACUGAAUGAUCACUGACUUUUCAAAUAAAAUUGAGACUCAUCGGAUAAUCAAUAUAAUAAAUGAAUUUAAUUCCUAUACUUGGAGAUAGAGGAAGGGUCUUGCUCAAGUUUUUCACUUCAAAAGAUUUGAAUGAAAAUUAUAUUAAAUACAAUUUAAAAGCAAGAAAAUGAAGGCAAAAUACAAC
This is a messenger RNA of Ctenocephalides felis (cat flea), 1182 nucleotides long. RefSeq lists its product as uncharacterized. Bases 1 to 948 code for a protein of 315 amino acids. The record is from RefSeq and is a predicted model, not a curated record. Lineage: Eukaryota; Metazoa; Arthropoda; Insecta; Siphonaptera; Pulicidae. The transcript has 6 exons.